UCAGUUCAGUUGUCAAAUCCAUGAAACAUUAUGGUCACAUCAUUCGAUCGAAUACUAGGAAUUCUGAGAAUAAAUAGUAAUUACAUGAAAAAAUUAGAUAUUUGUGAUAUGAAUGUGCGCUAAUGAGUGGAGUUUAGAAAGUUUACACUAGGUUUAGUUAUAGAAAGGUGUUAUGGGACGCAACAGUCAUGAAAUUCGUUUGUGUACUUAUUAUUUUGUGCUUCUGUUUAUGUGAAAGCAAGUCGACGAUCAGUGAUAAAACAGAUUCUAUCCCAACGUUGAAAGUGAAUUCUACAUCAGAACAGAAAAUAUGGAAUAUAACGCUUGACAUACACUUCUUUAAGACGCCGCCACCGGUGAUUAGACGACCCGCAGGUACUGAUGUUCGUUUUAAGUGCGAAGCUUACAUGAAAUACACUAAAGUCGAGAAAUAUACAAAAAACAAAGGAGGAAGCGAAACAUCCUUGUCGGAACUACCGCCUGAACAUAUACAACAGACUCUCUUGAAAAACGUUAAAGUAUAUUGGUUAAAAAAUGAUAGAAAUAUAGAGGAAACCACUAAAACAAAAAUAACUACGAAAAUCGAUAAGAAAAACGGAACUAUAGGCACAAAUCUUAGGUUAAAAGAUAUAGAUGUUGAGGAUGAAGGCAAUUACACCUGUGUAAUAAAGAAAACAUUUGAGAGGAAACAAACUUCCCAGUUAAAGGUUGAAGAUGCUAUGGAGAUACCAACUUAUCCAUCUGUUUUCCCAAAUGCAGACUUUGUAAAUGAACUAGUUGUCAAUUUGAAAACAACACCUGAAUUAAUUUCUGAGAAUAUAAAAGCGCAAAACAUUACAACUGCACAAAAUUCUUCUCUUCCUCAAAAACUUGAGCCAAUUUGUCAGGAAUAUACAGGGGAGGUUUGUGCAGCACAUCUUAAAGGUCAAAUAGUUUACAUUCCUUAUGAUACAACGCAACACAUACUUGAAGAUAAACUCAAAACAGCAAUACAGGUGACAAAAUUCUCAAAUGAGAUUAGUACCCACUGUGAGAGGUAUGCUCGCCCCAGCCUGUGUUAUUCAACUUUUCCAAUUUGCAGGGAUCCUUACACUACAAAUGUUAACUUUUUCAAGGAUGCCAAAAACAUGUUUUUGUUUCUUCCCGAUGCAAAUAAUAAAACAGAGGAUGUGCCUCCAGUAGUCUUUGAGAAUUUACCUUAUGGUACAUUGCCAAAUGUGUAUGUUAAAAGUAGUAAUGUUACAAAUGAGAUGUUUAAUUAUCGUUACAAUGCCACAAUCCUUAGACGUGUUUGUAAACAAGAUUGUGAGAUCUUAGAGAAUGAAUUGUGUCAGAAGGAAUAUGCUAUAGCCAAGAGACACCCUCACAUUGGACAACAGUUGACUCUAGAAGAAUGCCAAGACCUGCCUGAAAAUGAUCCAGGCUGUCUUAAAAUAGAUAUUGGAGCUUUAUUGCUUUCAGAUGAUGAAUGCUUUUGGGAAAAUGGCAUUGGAUAUUUGGGUAAAGUGAAUGUAACCAGCAGUGGCAUCCCGUGCAUUGAGUGGUCAAAGCAAUUGCAUGUAAGAAUGUCAGAAUACCCUGAGCUUGCUGGCAAGCAUAGCUACUGUAGAAACCCCGGAGGAAUAAAAGAACAGCCUUGGUGUGUUGUGGAGAAAGAGGGUAAGACUGAGAAGCAGUUGUGUGACAUACCAAAAUGUGCACAUAAAAUAUGGAUAUAUAUUGUUGUUAUUUUGGUCCUCCUCAUUGCAACAAUUGCCUGUUUUAUUAUUUGUCUUGUUUAUCGACAUAGGAAUAAGAAUAAUGCUGCUGCCAUUAGGGACAUUAACUUACCUAAUGCUGAUAAAAAUAUCUAUGGAAAUUCUAGACUAAAUUCACCUAUAGAGAUGACAGAUUUACUUACAAAUAAUAUCAGCAAUCAGCCACAUCUUACUAGAACCACCCGUGGUAAUGCAGUGCUGAGAAUACCCCAAUAUUCUUUAUCACAAAUAAAAUUUUUAGAGGAAUUGGGUGAAGGUGCAUUUGGGAAGGUUUACAAAGGAGCACUGAAAAAUAAUGGAGAAACACAAUUUGUUGCAGUCAAAGCUUUGAAAGAAAAUGCUUCUGCUAAAACUCAAGCUGAUUUUAGGAGAGAAAUUGAUUUGAUUUCAGAACUAAAUCAUGAGAAUAUUGUGUGCAUAGUUGGUGUAGCCCUUAGAGAAGAACCAUUAUGUAUGUUGUUUGAGUUCAUGGCUAGAGGUGAUUUGCAUGAGUUUUUAAUGGGGAGAGCACCACCAUCUGGAAAAGGGUUACCUCCCAUGAGGCUGUUAAACAUUGCACACAAUAUUGCAUCUGGCAUGCAAUAUUUGGCCUCCCAUCAUUAUGUCCACAGGGAUUUGGCAGCCAGAAAUUGUUUGGUGUCUGAUGAUUUUAUUGUUAAGAUAUCUGAUUUUGGCUUGUCUAGAGAUAUUUAUAGUUCAGAUUAUUACAGAGUUCAAUCUAAAAGCUUACUCCCAGUAAGAUGGAUGCCACCCGAGUCUAUUCUCUAUGGAAAAUUCACUACUGAGAGUGAUAUUUGGUCAUAUGGUGUUGUUCUUUGGGAAAUUUAUAGUUAUGGAUUGCAGCCUUAUUAUGGAUAUAGUAAUCAAGAAGUGAUAUCGAUGGUGCGCGGGGGCGAGCUGCUGGCCGCGCCGGCCGCGUGUCCGCCGCCGAUGUACGCGCUCAUGCGGGACUGCUGGAAGCACACGCCACAUCGCAGACCCAACUUUGAAGAAAUUGUCAACAGAAUACAAGAAUGGAUACAAAUGAAUGGAUGCCCUGACGCGGCGCCCUCAGAUUCCAGUACGAGCAAUUGCAGCCACAGACCUACGGGUUCCAGUCGAGAUUUGCAGGAACGAGUACCUUUAUUGCCAGCUCAUUGCUCAUCGUCCAAUGGCUCUCUAGCCACCGGUAGCUUAAAGAAAUUCAGCACUGUUGGAUCCAGUUCAAAAGCAACCGAUGACAAUUGCUCCACAUGUAGUGAAAUGCCCCCUUUAGCUCCUAAGUCAAAAAAACAUGGUUCUGGAUCACUUAUAGAUAAUGACAAAAAUGCUAUGGGAACAAAAGAAUUUGUUGUUAGGAUACCCAACACACAACACGGCAAUGAAAUAUAAAUUAUAGAUAGCUCAAUGAUCAAGAAGUCCAGUAUGAUUUUUUACUUCAGGGCAAAUGCAAUAGAGUAUGCCUAUGUAAGAGUCAUUGUAUUUCGACGAAAGAUAAAUUCGAUUGUUUGAGGUUGUGUUUUAACAAUUACGUAAAUUGAUUGCAUGAAACAUCGCCUAUAAAUUGGUUUUGUUGUAGGUCAGUUAUGAAUACUUCGUAGUGAUGUAUUUGUUUUGACUUAUUUAAUGUAGAAUUAAAAGUAUUAUUUAUGUUUCAAAAUCGAAAUAUAGGAUAGGUUACUUUGAUUUGAUUGUAAUAAUGAGUCUAGUUGUAAGAAUGAUUUUUGUCGUAAACUAAUUUAAGAACUUAGGUGUAACGGUGUUAUUGCCAACGGGCAUUUUAUUGGUAGCUAUUAGCCAAUACUGCACAAGACAACACUGCCAGUUGAUUUUUCGUUGACUAACCGCCAAUUCCAAUAAACGAUCUUAAUUUUUUUUCUACCGAUCCCGAAAAUGGACCAAUCAGAAUCCUUUUUUCGCAUGCAAAUUACUUAAUUUGAUUGGUUUAUUUUCGUAAUCGAAUCAAAACGAAAAUUUGAAUCGUUUGCUCAAAUCGGCCGAUAAAUACAAUCUUGUAAACAUAUUGUAUAAAUAGCGUGAUAAAUUAUGAAAGUUUUUGGAAAUUAUUAUUUGUUAAAAGGUUGUCAUGUACCAAAAGAUGAUUCAAGUACAAUUUUUGUACAUAUAAAUUGCACCUGUAGAUACUAAAAUGAUCGAGACUGCAUUCAAGAUAUUACUAACGUGUUUUGUUUGCUCUCAUUUAAUUAUUACGUAUUUAUGUUCUUAUGUUUAUUUUUCGAUUGGAAAACAAAUCGGGUUAUUAUGUUGGUAUAAUGUUUCUAGGUUGCUACUAAAAUUCUCUGAGACUGAUUUUAUGUAUUUUUUUAAAUUAUACAGUUAUUAAAUUUGGUACAUAUCUUUUUCAUAUAAAUAAAUAAAUACAAUGUUACUAUAGUCUCCGCGUAAGUGACCCACGCGUAGUGUCCCCGCCCCCCCUCUCUCCCGCUCACGAACCGCGGGAAAGACUAGCAAGCGGUUGCGCUUUUUAUAUCAGCCUAGUUGUAGAAAGGCGAACAAGUGUAUUACCAACAUUACAAAUAAUUGUUAUCUGGGAUUGCUUAAAUCCUACCCUCCUAAAUAAAACAACGCACCUACAUAUGGUAAUAUACAGUCUAUGUAGAUGUACUUAUACAUAGUUACGUUACCUUGAAAUGAUAAGAAAUAUGGGAAACAAAGUCAGAAAAAUGUUUACGUUCCUAGAACAACAUUGGUCAAUAUAUUAGUAUUUGUGUUUGAAGAAAUCUUGCCUACUACCAUUUGCCAUAACGAUCGUUGGGUUCAGAUAUUACUUUUGUGUAUUACUAUUAUAAAAAUAAUGACAUAUGUUUGUAAUUAGCGUUUGCUAUAGAAUAUUUAUAUGCUUUAUAAGUUUACUAUUGCUUUAAGUAAAAGUACAUAUUGAUGCUAUGAUUUAUUAUUUAAUUUAAUCUUUAUAAAGUUUAGUGACUAGAAUUUCCGUACCUUGCCAAAGACUUUUUUGUAUGUGAUACAGCUAGUUUUGUAAUAACAUGUAAAUUGCAUUUCUAAAAUAAACAAUUUUGAUUUUUUUUAA
Manduca sexta (tobacco hornworm) is the source of this 4788-nucleotide messenger RNA. It is a transcript of the gene Ror, whose product is annotated as tyrosine-protein kinase transmembrane receptor Ror. Lineage: Eukaryota; Metazoa; Arthropoda; Insecta; Lepidoptera; Sphingidae. The transcript is spliced from 4 exons. The record is from RefSeq and is a predicted model, not a curated record. Gene Ontology annotation, cellular component: signaling receptor complex; membrane. Gene Ontology annotation, biological process: cell surface receptor protein tyrosine kinase signaling pathway; multicellular organism development; protein phosphorylation. Gene Ontology annotation, molecular function: transmembrane receptor protein tyrosine kinase activity; ATP binding; protein binding. The coding region runs from base 189 to 3128 and encodes 979 amino acids.